Messenger RNA from Sphaeramia orbicularis (orbiculate cardinalfish), 3886 nucleotides. Its product is annotated as gap junction delta-2 protein-like. Gene Ontology annotation, molecular function: gap junction channel activity. Bases 1310 to 2302 code for a protein of 330 amino acids. The transcript is spliced from 3 exons. The record is from RefSeq and is a predicted model, not a curated record. Lineage: Eukaryota; Metazoa; Chordata; Actinopteri; Kurtiformes; Apogonidae. Gene Ontology annotation, biological process: cell-cell signaling. Gene Ontology annotation, cellular component: connexin complex.
GAGGAGGGGGGUGUUGCAUGCUCGCAGAGUGUGACAGAGAUAGAGCGAUUCCAUGAGCAAGAAAGAGACACAGAGACAGAGAGGGAGAACACUAAGCAGAGAUGGGGACCGAACGCUGAGAUAAAGGUAGCUGGCAAGACUGAACUCAGCGCACAAACGUGAGGAAAGGAGAAAGAGAGGAAGAGAGGGGAGGUUGAAGGAGAGCAGGAGGAGGGGGAGAGAGGGAUGCAAGAUGAUGGAGCCCAGAAAUAGGCUUCAGAGGACAGCUUUUUAUCCCAGCUCUCUGCGGCAGACAUGACUCUGGGCAUUGGACUGUGCUGAAAUUAGCCAGGGGGACAACACAGGACAGCAGGUCUGCAGCGCUGCACUGCCUUGAUUCAGCCUCACUGGAUGCAGCAAGGCAGCUGAUUUAUUACUGAGGGGCUGGGUGGCAGCGUGUUUGUGUGUGGCUAUGAGUGUGUGCGCGCGUGUGUGUAUGCAGGUUUUUAUGGUCCUUGCAGCGCUCGGAGCUCUGGGAGCGACCAUUCCUCCAGUCGUAAAGUGACAUUCAGCAGGCAGCAGCUUUGUGUGCUGGUGUGGAUCUGCAGUCUUCAGUAGGAAGCUGGAGAGUAGGAUUUGGAGCUGUCAUCAUCGAGCGCAAGUGUGAGAGUGUGUGUUUAUGGUGCUGUCCGCUGAGGUGAGCGAGGGGGAUCAGCCAUAUGUGGUGAGUGUGUGUUUAGGUUGGAGUGGCAAGGGUGCAGCAAAGGCAGAGAUCCUACACAAUGCAAGGACAAGCAAAGAGCAGCACUGAUGGCAGGGAGUGCAGCUGAAGUACAAGGAGUGCCCUGGGGGUAGGGUGGAGGACGAAGAGGAGGACGAGGCAGAGGAGAAGGAGAAAAGAGCAAGGAGAGACGAGGGGGAAAAGAGAGGGUGAUCAUGGCUGUCAUAUGCUGAGCUAUAGCAUAUGCUGUAGCGUAGAAUAGAGUGGUGCGGCAGGGGGAGGAUAAGCAUCACUGCACAGGGGAGGGGGAGAAGGGGGGAGAAAGAGGGUGAAAGAGGGAGAGAGGCAAUCAGCACAGCACCUCUCCUCCACCAGGAAGAACAGAACAGCAGGACGGGCUGAAGAGAAGACUCCAAAAAGGAGAGGCCAGGUCUACGGUGUAGAGGUCAAAAAGGGAGCUGCCGGUGUGGGACGGGGGGUCGGGUGUACCCCUGCUGACGGCCAGGAGGAGAGUGCAGGCUGGUCCUGGGAAAAGCUGAAGGAGCCUGCCGCUGUCCGGUGUCGGACAAGUCCAGUUUCUUCUGACAGUGGUUCCACUUCUCCUUCAUCAUGGGAGAAUGGACCAUUUUGGAGAGGCUGCUCGAGGCGGCUGUCCAGCAGCACUCUACCAUGAUUGGGAGGUGGCCAGAAAAAGGAGACCAAAGGGAUGUCCGUGUUGCUCUGUUUCUGCUGGAUAUGAUCUUGCUGACAGUGGUGGUGAUUUUCCGUAUCCUAAUAGUAGGCAUAGUGGGGGAAAAGGUGUAUGAGGAUGAGCAAAUCAUGUUCAUCUGCAACACCAUGCAGCCCGGCUGCAACCAGGCUUGCUAUGACAAAGCCUUUCCGAUCUCCCACAUCCGCUACUGGGUUUUCCAGAUCAUCUUGGUGUGCACACCAAGUCUGUGCUUCAUCACCUACUCUGUUCACCAGUCUGCGAAAGCACGAGAUCGUAGCUACUCUCUGCUGCAUCCUCACAUGGAUCACUAUGGCCACGGUCACCAUGGUCGUCAUCAUGACCAUCAUGCUCGCAAGCUUCAUUCUCGCAACAUCAAUGGCAUCCUGGUGCACCCUGACAGCAGUAAGGAGGAUCACGACUGCCUAGAGGUGAAAGAGAUCCCCAACGGGCCCAGAGGCCUCCCUCACACACACAAGAGUGCUAAAGUACGACGACAGGAAGGCAUCUCCCGCUUCUACGUCAUCCAGGUCGUGUUCCGCAAUGCGCUGGAGAUCGGCUUCUUGGCUGGCCAAUACUUCCUGUACGGCUUUAAUGUGCCUGGGAUGUUUGAGUGUGAUCGCUACCCAUGUGUGAAGGAAGUGGAGUGUUAUGUGUCUCGUCCUACAGAAAAGACCGUUUUCCUGGUCUUCAUGUUUGCAGUAAGCGGCAUAUGUGUGCUGCUCAAUCUGGCUGAGCUCAACCACCUUGGCUGGAGGAAGAUAAAGACGGCCAUCCGAGGGGUGCAGGCACGCAGGAAGUCCAUCUGUGAAGUCCGCAAGAAGGAUGUUUCACACCUGUCCCAGGCCCCGAACCUGGGCAGGACCCAGUCUAGCGAGUCAGCCUACGUCUGACAGAGGCUUCUCUGCCUGGGGGCUCAAGGACCUCUUAAAUUAUGGAGAGGAGCUUUUCCCUGGCUCAGGACCCGCAAUCAUUAGGGCACAAAAAUAAACUCACCACUACAUUAUUAUUCAGGAGCACAGACAGACUCUCUGUAGUCAUGAUGAAGUUCACAAGUCUUGGACACUUCAAGACAGAAGAAUCACUUUCCUAAAAAGGCAACUGUGUUGCUUUGACAAAGCUUGCAUAUAAACUUUAAUGGAGAGUUCUGCUCUGCCUAGGUGACACUAGGUGCCUUUAAAGAACUCGAUAAAUACAACUGAGCAAUUACUACUAAAAUACUGUAAAGGUAGUCUGAGGUUGAAUUAUCUAAAAUCUUUCAUUAUAAGCCUUUUGCUGUUGGUCAAAAAUAAUCCCCUCAUUUUUAAUUAAGUGUGCAUAUGCAAGAGCUUAAGCGUGUGCAUGCAUACGCAUGUGUGGGAAAAAAGCCAAUGUCUGACUUUAGUCAGAGAAUAGAAUGCUUAGCUAAUCUGAGCUAGUGAGAGAAGGACAACUUUAUUACUGUCCAUAAUAUUUCAAUAAAGUCACUCGAAAGACUUGAUGCACCUUUUUCUUAAUGCGCUAAGAAACUUAACACAAACUAAAGAUUACAAACAGCACUAAAACUACUAACUUAAACUGGAACAUGUUGCUGUACUGUAUUAAGCUUUUUCUUAAAAAUGUCUCUAUUCCACACUUUCUUUGUCACUUUAGGUGCCAAUCAGAGGACAGACUGACAAUGUCCUGUCGGCAAGUUGGCAACAAAUCAUUUGUUGCAAAAAGUAGGUCAAAGUUAGACAUGGUGCAUUGAAUUUAGAUUCACUUUCCAACACUGUGUUAUACACCACAAUGCUCUCAGUGCCUGCAAGGCAUGCUGUUUAUCGUCAGAACCCACAGAAAACAGUCAAGAAAAGUGUGCCAGUGUUUCCACUUUGGUUCUAAGUGUGAUCGCUGUCUACAAGGAAGAAAGGAGUUACAUAAGGAUUUUUUUCAAGUAUUGUAGUCACAGAUAUUUUCAUGUAUAACCUCAAGAUCUUUUUCACAAGCCGAAUUGGUGCCAUACUUAAAAGUUAUUGUACAUAAAUGAAAUAUAAUAUUUACACUUAGCCUUUUCCCAUAUAGCGGUAUAGAUGAACUGCUUUUGGAUGGGGGAACAAAGGUUGAGGUGGUAAUAAAGAUUAAUCAUAGAUUGCCAGCUUUAACAAUAUGUAUUAUUAAUGUGCUCUUUGUUAAGUCUUCUCUGUUUAAUGAAGACUAUGUUCCAAAAAGUGUUCUCCCCCUAUGGACUUUGAAAAAGGCAUGUUACCGAAGCAUUACUAGAAUGGAUAGAUUAUGACAUGUAAUUUAAAAAGAGACUGUUUUAUUUAUUUAUUUGCAUCCUGCUCCUGUGAAAUGUAGUACUCAGCAUGCAUUAAGAUGAAUAAUCUAAAGAGAUAUGAAUAUAGCAUCCCAUUGUGGGAAUAUUGAAAGUGAAUACCUGAAAGGCUCCAGAAAUGCAGCAAUAAUAAUAUCUAGUAUGUGAAAAAAGAUAUGUGAAUAAAUUAUUAUGCAAACAAUGA